Molecule: messenger RNA, 789 nt
Organism: Trichomonas vaginalis G3
Lineage: Eukaryota; Parabasalia; Trichomonadida; Trichomonadidae
Exons: 1
Coding region: 1-789 (262 amino acids)
Source: RefSeq, a predicted model, not a curated record
AUGAACAUUUUAUCGAUAUACGAUUCUAGCGGAAACAAACUUGUUCAAUAUCCAGACAGUCCAUUAAAAGAUGACGAAUCACUUAACUUUCAAGGUGUUUUAUCAAUAAUUGGACCAAUCACAAAACAAGAUCAAACAUUUCUAUUUACUCUAACAAUGGGAAAGCAUUAUGUUGAUGUGUUUUAUGGCUUUAAUAGAUAUGUUAUUUCUGUAGUUCCAGAUAAUACUAUAUCGGAAAUAAAGAAUUGUAAUUCAUUUUAUGCUAUUACUGCAGGAUGCUUCUUUAAUGACUAUAUAAUACGAAAUUCUACAAAUGAUCAACAAAAGGCAUCCAUAUAUGAUUCAUUCAUAGAAUUAAUACCGACAAACCCACUAAACUCAAUAAAUUCUUUAAUAAAUUCAUUACUAUCCAACGAAAUCGAAUAUGUUGCUUUCGUAACUCGAGGUAAUCGAGUCAUUCAUUCAAUUGGUAAGCCUUCUGAAGAACCAGAAGAUUUUAUCUUCUCAUGGUGUGCUGCACUAGGGGCAGUCGAUUCUCUUGGAGAGGAACAGUCUGCUAGGGUCGACGGAUAUUCUAAAAUUUUUGCUUUUAGAAUGUAUGAUUGCAUCAACACAAUAUGCUACACAAGACAUGAUGUAAGUUUACCAAUAAUAAACCAGUUUGCAGAUUCUGCUAAUAAAGUUAAAACAGGAAUUUCAAACUUAUUCCAAAAGACAGAACGAUUCUCACCAAAACUACCAGACCAACCUUCAUCUGGAGGUGGAAGAACACAUUUCCAGAGAUUUUAA